Messenger RNA from Danio aesculapii, 952 nucleotides. It is a transcript of the gene lipt2, whose product is annotated as lipoyl(octanoyl) transferase 2. Gene Ontology annotation, molecular function: lipoyl(octanoyl) transferase activity. Lineage: Eukaryota; Metazoa; Chordata; Actinopteri; Cypriniformes; Danionidae. The coding region runs from base 218 to 892 and encodes 224 amino acids. Gene Ontology annotation, cellular component: mitochondrion. Gene Ontology annotation, biological process: protein lipoylation. The transcript is spliced from 3 exons. The record is from RefSeq and is a predicted model, not a curated record.
AUAAGAUCUGCACCGGUGGCAUGGCAGCGUACAGUAAGAAAUGACUCCUUUAACUCAUUUAUCAGGUUUUCUGAGCGUUCAGCUUCACUUUAUGUUUGCUCCUCCUGUAUUCGGUGGAUCUGCUGUUAAAGCUGGUGUCAAAUGAGGAAAUUACAGUCAAUGUUUGCUUCCUUCUAAAUGUUUCAGUUGAUGCUUCAUAACCUCAUCUGAAGACACGAUGUCGGUCACUAAAGCGGCUGUUAAAGCUGUUCAUUUAGGUAGGAUCUCCUACCGCAGUGCCUUGAAGAUACAGCAGCAGCACAUAAAGCAGCAUCUGGAUUCGUCCAGUCACAUCCCAAACACGUUAUUACUGUGUGAACACGAGCCGGUGUACACCAUCGGACUCAGACAGGCUCCGUACCCUCCAGCAGAGGAGCAGAGACUGAAGGCUCUGGGCGCAGAGUUCUGCCGCACCAACAGAGGAGGACUCAUCACUUUCCAUGGGCCGGGACAGCUGGUCUGUUACCCCAUCCUCAACCUGGGCUGCUUUAAGAAGAGUGUGAGAUGGUACGUGUGUGAACUGGAAAGGACUGUGAUCAAGAUGUGCGGUAAAUUUGGGAUUCAAGCCUCCACUUCUCCGGAUACUGGAGUCUGGGUGGGAGACAACAAAAUUUGCGCAAUUGGCAUCCAUUGUGGAAGAUACAUCACUUCCCAUGGUUUGGCCCUGAACUGCAACACAGACAUGAGCUGGUUUGACAACAUAGUGCCGUGUGGGAUUGUGGGAAAAGGUGUGACCUCGCUGAGCCAAGAGCUGGAGCGGGAUGUCUCACCUGAGGAGGCCAUACCUAAACUACUAGAAGCCUUUACUGAACAAUUUAACUGCACUCUGACUUAUAAUGGUAGCUUGAGUUGAAACACUUAAUGACUGUUUCACUACAAAUGUUUUUAUUAUUAUUAAAAACAAAUGUUUAAA